GUUCACAUCAGGUGUGUAGUGAAACAGGUGUGGUGUGGUCAACAGGUGAUCUUGGGCUGCCACGACUCCGUCGGCCACCACAAGUGAUCAACGUGUCGUUGACCACGGCGAGGGUCACCUUUGAUGGCUGGGUCCCGGGUUAUGACGACGGACACAAGGACGCGGACCAUGUUAUCAAUUAUACACUACGCUGCUGGAUUACAGACGAAGGGGCAGGAAAAGCAUUCUCGCAGACCGCAACACCUGGCCAACCCAACACUGUGAGCGGCCUGCAACUGGCGACCGGGUACAGCAUGCAGGUGUUGUUGCAGGUGUCUAAGGGCGGCAAGGGACAGGCAUGUGUGGCAGACGGUACGGGACGGGAGAGAGUACACACUGUCAGUUUCAACACUUCCUGUCCCGACAUUCCAGAAGCACCAUCCUUGGUCACUAUCUCUGAGGUGACCAACAACAGCUUCUUAGUGACCUGGCAGGACCUUCCGUACAAGACCAAGUGCAGCCUGCAAUAUGUCUUCGAGGUUACGCCGGGACCCAACAACCAACAACAUCACACCGAGUCAGUGAAAGAGGCGGAUUACAGGGUGUCAGGUCUUCAGCCUUUCACGUUUUAUAAAGUCAGAGUGUUCUCUGCUACCACUGGAACCAUUAAGUACAGCACCACAUCACAAUCAACAAAUGUCACGACUCUGCCACCAGUACCUGGCCGUCCCGGGCUCUCUCUCAGCGGCGACACUCACCAGGUAGUGGCCACCUGGACCAGGCCACCUGGGGCCCUGGGCAACGUCACCUACCUGUACAGGUACAAGGUAACGCUGAAGUUCUGCGAUACAGAACUGCAGAAAUAUACAAACUUUAUUGGAGUAGUGGGAGAGCGGGUGACCCUCCCUGUCGCUCCUUACACCAGGGUGGAGGUCCGUCUCCGCGCCGUCAACGAGGGUGGCCAGGGUGAAGUGGUCCAGGAGGCCACCGACACACCCCCAGCCCGUAGCAGCCUACAUGAGAGAUAACAUAAAGAGAGGAGCUCUAUGACUGGCCCGUGGAUCACCUGAUACCUCCAGACUCAAGUAAUACCCCCAGAGACUGGCCCGUGGAUCAUCUAAUACUUCCAGACUCAAGUGAUACCCCCAGAGACUGGCCCGUGGAUCACCUGAUACUUCCAGACUCAAGUGAUACCCCCAGAGACUGGCCCGUGGAUCAUCUAAUACUUCCAGACUCAAGUGAUACCUCCGGAGACUGGCCCGUGGAUCACCUGAUACUUCCAGACUCAAGUGAUACCCCCAGAGACUGGCCCGUGGAUCAUCUAAUACUUCCAGACUCAAGUGAUACCCCAAGAGACUGGCCCGUGGAUCACCUGAUACUUCCAGACUCAAGUGAUACCCCCGGAGACUGGCCCGUGGAUCACCUGAUACUUCCAGACUCAAGUGAUACCCCCAGAGACUGGCCCGUGGAUCAUCUAAUACUUCCAGACUCAAAUGAUACCCCCGGAGAGAUUGAAAGUCUCAGUUGGAUACCAGUUAUGUGCCUCUGGGACCCUAUACUAUUAUGGGUAUUACUAGUCAGCACCGGAGAACAAUGUGGAGAACAUAGAUUGUUCACCUGAUUAUACUGAACACUGCAGCGUGACCCUGGAGAAGAAUUGCGAGUUAGUCCAUGGACCGGACCUCAGUGUCCAUUACCUCCUCCAGGUAGUCGACCAGAGUC
Molecule: messenger RNA, 1701 nt
Organism: Procambarus clarkii (red swamp crayfish)
Lineage: Eukaryota; Metazoa; Arthropoda; Malacostraca; Decapoda; Cambaridae
Source: RefSeq, a predicted model, not a curated record